GAGCAGCGGGUGAUGGGGAAGAGGCGAGCGCAGCGCUGAGGUCCUGCGGGGCCGGAUGAGCCGAGGAUUGGCGUCGCGGCGGUGGCGGGGCUGGAGGAGGGGGCGAAGGAGGCAGUAGGGGCGGCCUCCACUCCGGCUGCCCUGAGGGGAAGGAGCCCCCGACCAUGGAAAUCGAGAACAUCGUGGCCAACACGGUGCUGCUGAAAGCCCGAGAGGGCAAACGGAGUGGGCGUAGUAAAAAAUGGAGAGAGAUGCUGAAGUUGCCCCCUGUGAGUCACUGUGAAGGUAUUAGAUGCUCAAUCGAAAGAGACUAUAACCAGCUUUGUGACAAACAGCCCAUAGGAAGACUUCUCUUCAGGCAGUUCUGUGAUUCCAGACCGGAUUUGAAAAGAUGCAUUGAGUUUCUGGAUGCAGUGGCAGAAUAUGAGGUGUCUUCGGAUGAAAAGCGUAUUGACUGCGGCCUGAAAGUUUUAGAGACCUACUUCACUAAUGGGUCUGCAGCACACUUGCCAGAAAUACCUCAGGAAACAGUAAAUGAAUGUAAAUCAAGACUGGAAAAGAAUCCUUCUAAAGAUCUUUUUAUGGACUGUACUAGGAUUGUCCAUGAAUACCUAAGCAGAGCACCUUUUGAAGCUUACCAGGAAAGCGUGUAUUUUUCCCGGUUUUUGCAGUGGAAAUGGCUGGAAAAGCAACCGGUAACCAAACACACAUUUAGGCAUUACCGAGUGCUAGGCAAAGGUGGAUUUGGAGAGGUGUGUGCCUGUCAAGUACGGGCAACAGGAAAAAUGUAUGCUUGUAAAAAGCUGGAAAAGAAGAGAAUAAAGAAAAGGAAAGGGGAAUCAAUGGCUCUGAAUGAAAAAAGGAUUCUAGAAAAAGUGAAUAGUAGGUUUGUAGUUAGUUUAUCCUAUACAUAUGAGACAAAAGAUGCCCUGUGUUUAGUAUUAACCAUAAUGAAUGGAGGGGACUUGAAGUUUCACAUCUAUAACAUGGGAAAUCCUGGCUUUGAUGAAGAAAGGGCUAUCUUCUACGCUGCAGAACUGUGCUGUGGUCUAGAGGAUUUACAAAAGGAGAGAAUUGUUUACAGAGACUUGAAGCCUGAGAAUAUACUGCUUGAUGACUGUGGACAUAUCAGAAUUUCAGAUCUUGGCUUAGCUGUGCAGAUUCCGGAAGGAGAAACGGUGCGAGGACGGGUUGGGACUGUUGGUUACAUGGCUCCAGAAGUGCUCAAAAAUGAAAAAUACACCUUCAGCCCAGACUGGUGGGGUCUUGGGUGCUUGAUUUAUGAAAUGAUUGAAGGACAGUCUCCGUUCAGGAAGCAUAAGGAAAGAGUCAAACGGGAUGAGAUUGACCGGCGAGUAAAGGAAGACCAAGAAACAUAUUCAGACAAGUUCUCAGAAGAGGCAAAAUCCAUCUGCAGGAUGUUACUUGCUAAAAAUCCAGGGGAACGACUGGGUUGCACUGAAGAUGGAGCUGCUGUUGUAAAGCAACAUCCCAUUUUCAAGAACAUUAACUUCAAGAGGCUGGAAGCUAACAUGUUAGAACCUCCCUUCUUGCCAGAUCCACGUGCCGUGUAUUGUAAAGAUGUCCUGGACAUAGAGCAGUUCUCCACAGUGAAAGGUGUGAACCUGGAUACUACAGAUGAUGACUUCUACUCCAAAUUCGUUACGGGUUGUGUCUCAAUCCCUUGGCAAAAUGAGAUGAUUGAAACAGGAUGCUUUGAAGAUAUCAACGCAUAUGAAACUGAUGGUACUGUGUCACCAGACAGAGAGAGGUCUCCUAAACCAAAAAGAGGCUUCUUUCACAGACUUUUCAGUGGAGAGGUCUGCUUUAAAUCUGAUUGCAGUGAUGAUGAGCAGGAGUCCUCCAGACUUUAAAUCAAUUUACUCUCAUCAGAAAAGAUGAGCAAACUAAAUGUUUUAUAUCUCUGUAGCAAAGUGUAUUAUAUAUAUUUUUUACCUGAGUUCAAGGAUUUUUGUACAUUUGUACUUCAUUUGUUUUAAGAUGUAUAUUUUCACUAAAGCUUAAUUGUACAAAAAGCAAUGAGUGCCAUUUGAGUGAGUGUGUUUUGUAUGUCUUUGAUUUAUCUUGAUUUUUUUUUUUUGUCUUUUCCUGGUGGAAUGAAUACAGAAAUAAUACAAAGAUUUUUUGAAGUAGAGAGAUAAUAUCUAUUGCAUCAAUGUAACUUGACUUUGUGUGCUCCUGGUAAAACUCUUCUUGUUCAUUAGUCUCUUUAGGAGCAGUUUUCUUACCAGUGAAAUUGCUGUACUGAUACAUUUCAUAGUUCUGCUAUUACCCAGCAGCAUGGCACUGCUAUUACCUAAUGUCUCUUUCACGCAAUUGCUAAAGAAGAAAAAGGAAUUCAGCAUGUCGUGGUCAGCUGUUUUGAACUGCUCUUUGCUGUCUGUCUCUGUGGAAUGUCUUUCUGAAUGUAGAGAAUUCUGAACAUUUAGCUUAGUCUUAUAGCAAACUGUAUUACCCCAAUCUUCUCUUUUCUACCUUUCUUACACAUCCUCUCUGUAGUUUCUUGAUGUGGAAUGGGCCUAUGCCAAAACUUUAUAACUCUUUUGUGUACUUGGUUGCCUUUCCUAAAAAGAUAUUUUUUUGGACCUGUGGGGACACCUUUUAAUUUUUUUCUGUAAAUGAAAUUGUUUACAACUCCACAUAGGAGGUUCAGAAACAAAGCAUGGGCUCAUCUUACCAACCUCUCUGCCUGUUAUGUUGUGAUACACAAAGCUACACGGCUGACAGUGAUCGCUGCCACUGAAGGGAGGACAUGGUAGUGCUAAGUAUCAAAUUUAAUCCUGUAAAUAACCUUUCCUUAUAAUAUUUGGAAACUUAACCAUUAAAACCUGCCUUUAAUGAUUGCUUAACACAGGUGUGGAGCUGGCAUGGAAGUUUUAGUUGCUGUUACCUAAUGUUUAUUAGUAAAACUGCUUCCAGCUGCUUCAAAGUUUGCCAAAGUUCCUUUCCUCUGGACUCUUUUAAGUAUGCCAGGCUUUAUUUUAUAAAGUUUCCAAUAAAACUAAGCUGUGUAUGAGAAUGAAUUUAGGGAACACAUUUCAUAAAGAAAUUCUUCUGCUUUCAAAAUUUGAGUUAGGGACUUGAUACCUAAGGGAAUGCUCUUGGAGUUGGAGAUAACGACUUUUGCUACAUACUUAGUUGUGUAUCCUGAGGAUCUGUCUCCACUGAGCAUGCAUGGUCUAGUUGAAUGGAUAGGGCUGGGUGCUACGUUGGACUGGAUGAUCUUGGAGGUCUCUUCCAACCUGGUUGAUUCUAUGAUUCUGUGAGUCUAUGACUUUAUCUUUCCUCUCAAAUCUCUAGGGCACCAACCUGGCCACACAUGUAUUAUACACAGAGAGCAACUGAAUACCUCUCUACCUCAAACAGGUUUCUGCUUAUGAUCCACCUACCCACUGGAAGAAACUUAAGCUGCUUCUGAGAAACUCACAGGAUACAUUUGAUACUGAAAGCUAUCAUCAGGUUUUAAUUCAUAGUAUUUUUCCCCCUCUAGUAACAGAUGUAUUAAUGGCUUAGAAUUUGAAAAAAUCUGGAAUACCAGAGUCUUUACAAGUCCUGCUGGGGCUGAGCUGAUGUCUCUCUGAAAUUCUUCCUCUUGGCUACUGUGCCAUAGAAAGGAGGAAUGUUCUCUUUGUGUGUUUUCAGUGCAUUUUCCCUGAUGUAUAAAAUGGAACGGAGAGACAACAAAUGACUGCCCUAGAAAGUCCAAAGGGAGAAACUGGCAGGGACAGUUUGAGUUGCUGGAGGACAGUGUGAUGCAAUAGUGAAGGGAUGCCUGACAGAAGUAAGGAUGUUGGCUGGAACCAUUAUGUGUGAGACAAUGAGCUGGCAGAGUCUGGCCUGAGCUUCCUUACUGUGCUACGAGAACAUAAGGAUUCUGAAGAGCUGUGCAUGGAGAAAUUGGGAAGUAAGAAUAGUGUUUCCUGAAUACCUCCCUGGAUGGAGAAGUCAUUAUGUUUCUCUGAUUAAGUGGGUUCAUUUUUUUAAAGAUCUUAGGCUUACUGCUCUGAGGCACAGAGAGAUGUAUGAGCUGACAAUCUAGAUGUAAGGCCUGUUUAGAGCAACUUCAUUAUUUAGGCAAGAAUACUAAGGACAUAAGCUGAGUCAUUUUUAUGAAGAAAAUACAGAAAUUUGCUUCAACAAAGGAAAAAUAAAUCUGAAAGUCUAUUUAUCAUCCAUUUCAUUUCCACAUUUGAGGGGGAAGGAUCUUAACUCCUGGUUUGGAGCUCUGAAACUGCACACUUACUAUGCAGAGAGCUGUGAAGAGAGGCAGCUAGCUGGAAAGAAAAGGGAAGUUGUUCCUCAGAAAUGGUUAUUUCUACUUCCUAUUCUUUGGAUGAGGAACUCCAUGCAAAAAGUGAAGAACUUGUAUGUUUUAUGAAGCUUUAUUUAGUCAUUUCACAAGUAUUUUCUUAUGUUCUGAGUACUGUUGAAUUGGCUUUGAGUUUCCAGGACUUAAAAUUCUGUUGCUUUGAGGCUUUUGUUGCUUUUUUUUCCCUAGUAGGCUCAAAAUGGCAUUUUACCACUAUAAAUGUGUCUCUUUGGGGCUAAAAAUGUAACCACAUAAUAAUAACUAGACAUUACCUAAUGUGAAUCCCCUAAUGAAUUAGAAAAGACAAGGAACAGGAAGGAUCAGCCUAACUCUCUCUGCAUGGAACAUGGAGAUUAAGGUGUUCUGCUCUUUAAGGUGGCUGACACUGGUUACAUGUCCUUCUUUACUGGAGUGGUAGUAGCUUGGAGAUGCAUUUUGAAAGCAGGAAAAGGGUAAAGAAAGGGGAGAACACCUGAAAGCAAAACACUGUGUUGUGAUAAAUGUAGUAUGAACUUUGCUCUUGACUUCUGUACUGAGAAAAAGGAGGGGUGAGGCAGCAGGUGGUGUUGACUGCUUAUGUAGCCUUGUGUUUCCAUGAAGCUGUUUAACAACAAAACCCAAGGUAAAUUCUUGUUCUUCUCUGUGACUUCAUUAUACCUCCAUGAAUUCACUAUCUAUUAGAGGGCUCUCAUAGCAGUGGGAGAGUCCAACAGCCCCACUACUUUGUUUUGCUGGUACGAGACACAGGAAGAUCUAUGGAAUUCUGGGGAGUUACUCAAAGGGGGUCAGUGCCGCUUUUCUGUGGCUGGUGUUUCCAAGCGUUUUGUGAUGUAAGUCAAGUCUUCCUGUCUGCUUGUGCAUACCUCACAAAUCCCUAUACUUAGCCCAAAAUUCAGAAGCUGUGAAGCAAUGAACCACUCUCUUCCUGGUGUACUUAAUGCUUUGGAAUGUUGUGACCAACAGAACAGAGUCUUCAUGCCUCAGGGUUCUUCUAUUAAAGAAAAAAUAUCAGCUUUGCUUCCCCCUCAAGUGUAGUGUCCAUAAUAGAUGUGGUGUUAUGCUGCUGGAGUGUCAACAACAACAGAACAGUCUCCUUUGAAAAGAAAAAAGCACUUAAACAUAAUUACUGUGUAAAUUUCUGGAGAAAAGAAGGCUGAGAGGAGACUUCAUUCUCUACAAGUCCCUGAAAGGAGGUUUAAGACAGGUGGGUGUUGGUCUCAACAGUAACAAGUGACAGCAUGAGAGGAAAUGGCCUCAGUUGCCCCAGGGCAGGUUUAGAUUGGAUUGUAGGAGACAGUUCUUCACUGAAAGGCUUCUCAAAGACCAGAACAGGCUGCCCAGGGAGGUGGUAGAAUCCUUUAGAAAAUUCAUGGAAGAUGUUGUAUGUCUGUCUUCCCCCCCUCAAGUCAUUCUUAAAACAGCAGUCUGAAGGAUUUGUGACAAGAAAGAUAACUCUCUCUGUCUCUGAAUAGGAUUCUGUCUAAAUUGAGAAAUCAACUAUAGAAGCUACUAAAAAACAACUAAAAGGCCACUUUUUUUAGUCUGCAUUUCAAUUGUCUUUCAAACUCUACAGAUGAAGGAACUUUCUCACUGCUAUUUACACAAAUGGACAAUGCUUGUUUACAAGCUACUGAAGCCAACAGAAGUAAUAUUAGUGUGCUUUGGUUUAGUAUUACACAAACUUAUCAUUGGAAUUACCCCCUUGGUAUAGAUUUUCAGAACAUACUUCUCUUUAAGAAAUACUAAAAUUGGAAUGGAAAAAAAUGUUUACUUUGCUUUUGAAUCACCUGCCUGACUCAUUUUGGUAAUGAUUCUGUCUCUUCUCAAUUUUACUCCAUGACUGUUCAUACAGUGUGACAAGUUUUGCACAUGAGAUGUAGGUAACUUUCCUCAUGUUCAAAACCACUGGAAUUCUUUCCAAGCAUAGCAGAGCUGACUGUUCAAUGAGAUGUGGGAGUUCCAGUACCUCCAAACCACUGAACUGCCUUUGUAUCAGCUGUUUUCCCAGAUGUUCUAACGUUGUUAUUCCUGAAAUAAAAGCUAACCACUGCCAGAGAUCUUGA
Molecule: messenger RNA, 6393 nt
Organism: Pogoniulus pusillus (Red-fronted tinkerbird)
Lineage: Eukaryota; Metazoa; Chordata; Aves; Piciformes; Lybiidae
Gene: GRK4
Product: G protein-coupled receptor kinase 4
Exons: 16
Coding region: 165-1874 (569 amino acids)
Biological process (GO): protein phosphorylation; regulation of signal transduction; signal transduction
Cellular component (GO): cytoplasm
Molecular function (GO): G protein-coupled receptor kinase activity; ATP binding
Source: RefSeq, a predicted model, not a curated record